Molecule: messenger RNA, 1494 nt
Organism: Moneuplotes crassus
Lineage: Eukaryota; Ciliophora; Spirotrichea; Euplotida; Euplotidae
Source: the annotation of a GenBank genome assembly
AUGAAGUUCACAGCAAUUGUCUGUUCGAUUGUCUUAUUUGUCUCAACAGCACAAGGCGCCCCACUGUUUACUCAUUCCUUUGGGAUAAACACCUUAGGACCAGGAGGGUCUAUUUUAGGUCUAGAGCAUAUGUGGCCUAAUCCAGGCUCUCUUAGAGAUAACUUUGAUACUAAUACAAGUGAUGGAUUUUAUGUUCAAGGAAGAAAUAUCGAGCUUUCAUCGAGCUCGAUCAACACAGCUGCCCCUAUCUUUGAUCAAAACAAUGCUACUUUCCGUACGAUUUCAGCCAGUGGAGUUUUACACUUUGAUUGGACCACUUUUCAAACUGGAUUUAUUCGUCACACAACGGUUGAAACUGGAAGAGGAUCUGCUGAAUUCACCCUGAAUACUUUUACUUAUAUGCUAAAUAUUGAGACUGACAGAUAUGGAUUCUUUGAAGGCAGACUUUACGACUUCCAAUGCCAAUUCAAUAUUAAUGGAAACCCUACCAUUGAUACUGAAGCUAAUGAAGAAGUAACAACUAGAUUGUUCCCUCAGCUCAGGGAAGGACUCCAGAACGUAUUAAACAACUUGCUUUGCCCUGAACUUCAGAGACAAAUGCAAGCACAACUGAAUAGAGUUUUACAAUCAGCUCAGACAACCCAAAGACUUUCAUGGAGUAGCGGCCCCUUCUUCCAAAGAAAGGAUAUGGCCUUGACUCCAACAACGACUAUUCCGUUCAGAAAUAAUGCUUUACAGAUAAUUUCAGGACAAGGUUUGAAGAUGGAAGGAAAUAACUCAACCUGAAAUAAUACUUCUCCUUUCGAUACAAAUGAGGUUAUCCAAGAAAGUGAUUCUGAAAUGCUUACUCAAGGAAACGACAUAUGCAUGAUACUUAACCAAGAUUUAGUUCUUGCACUGAUCGAAGCAAAUGUUGAAUUUUAUCAAAAGAAGGAUCUUAUUGCUAGUCGUGAAUCUGCAACACAGAGAUUCUAUCCAUUUAACCUCUGGCAGUUCUGGGAAACUGCUCUUUAUGACAUUGAUAAUUUGGAUAGGAUCGGAACAGAGCAAGGACAGUUCAGACAAACUGAUCCGAUCACUAUUGAAUGCACUAUUAGAGGUGUUGAUAAUACAGUCAUUAACAAUGAUGGAACUAUUAACACUCAAAUUCUUUACAGAUGCACUCUCAAUGUCUUUGAUAGUAACAAUGGCAGAGUUAAGACUACUCUAAAUGAUUUCACUUUCCAUCAGCAGAUUAUUGCGAGCAUCUCUCUAAAUGGAAGAGUUAUUAAUGGCCAAAUCGAUGAUAUUAGGAUUGCAAAUCUUAAUGGCAUCCUUGAUAAUGCACUAGAUGUUAGAAAUAAUAUUGUCCACAGGUUCCCUCUUAAUGUUAAUACGCAACUCCAGGCAAGACUCUUUGGAAUGAAUGGAAUCAGUUUCAACUUUAUUGAAGGUAAAGAAGCUAUAGCCUCAAGACAAGGUAAUAAUCUCCAAAUUUGCUUCAGAUAAUUGAUA